Malaya genurostris is the source of this 1011-nucleotide messenger RNA. RefSeq names its product larval cuticle protein A2B-like. Gene Ontology annotation, cellular component: extracellular matrix. The record is from RefSeq and is a predicted model, not a curated record. The transcript has 3 exons. The coding region runs from base 61 to 612 and encodes 183 amino acids. Lineage: Eukaryota; Metazoa; Arthropoda; Insecta; Diptera; Culicidae.
UCGGAAUAAGUAUCAUUAACAAAACAGCGUUGUGACAAACAGUACACACGGAUUACAAUAAUGGCAUUCAAAUUCGCAGUUUUUGCCGCCAUCGUGGCCAUGGCCAACGCCGUUGCUAUCGGAUAUCCAGCUGCAUACCCAGCUGCCUAUCCAGCCGUUGCCAAGGUUGCUGCUCCAGUUAUUGCCAAGGCUGUCGAUGACUACGAUCCAAACCCACAGUACAGCUACAGCUACCACAUUGCCGAUGCCCUGACCGGAGAUAACAAGGAACAACAGGAAUCCCGCUCGGGAGAUGUUGUCACUGGAUCGUACGCUCUGGUUGAACCUGAUGGCACCCGUCGUGUUGUUGAGUACACUGCUGAUCCAGUCAAUGGAUUCAACGCUGUUGUUCACCGUGAGCCACUAGGUGUCAAGGCAGUCGCUCCAGUUGCCAAGAUCGCUGCUCCUCUGGCUUAUCCAGCCGUCGCCAAGGUUGCCGCUCCUCUAGGAUACCCAGCUGCUCACCUCGGAUAUCCAGCUGCUCAUCUCGGUUAUCCAGCCGCUGCUCAUCUCGGAUACCCAGCCGCUGCUCAUUUGGGAUACCCAGCGUACGGCAAAGCCAUCGUUGGUUAGGUUUCAUGCUAGAUAACCGAUUCUUUGGAAUUUUUCCCGAGCUUUCCUCAAAAUUUUCAUUCUCUUUGAAAGUCAUUAGUGUAAACUCUAUUUAUUUAUCAUUUCUCACUAUCAACUCAUUUCUGUUUGCUAUCUCAUUCUGCGACUCUAUCCUUCUCAAAGCUACAAACGUGAGUCUUCUAGUUAUUGCAAGCUCAACUAAACGCGUGUACAAAAGGUAUAUGUUUGUAAAUACAAGCCAUUUAAUUAUAAUUUAGUUGAACUAGUGUGCAACGAGAUGCAUUUAGAAGCAUCUUUUUCCUUGACUGUGUGACAAAAGCAGAGUGUAAAUUAUGUUAGAACUAGGCAACGUGGUGCAUCCGCACCAUGUUAAAAUAUACGCAAAUUUCUCUAAAAGAA